GCGAAAGCAGCCCUCGCUUGGCGGGUGGGCUCCUGCUAGCGCAGUCGGCCAGCAAGGCCCCGGGCGUGCGAAUGCGGCGGCCGCCGCCCCGAGGCUCCACGACGGCCCCAGGACGCGAAGGCGAAGCACGAGGCCCGAGAAAGCGAGGCCGUGGGCUCGGCGAGGCAGGAGGCUACGGCCUUGAGACCAGGGGGCGCGAGGAGAGCAGGCAGAAGAGGAGAAUGGUGGCCCGGGCCUCUAGGAGAGCAGAGGCGGAAAAUGACCAGACCGGGGAGGCUUCCAGGGCUGGUAAGGCCGGGAGGCGGCGAGGAGAGGGACGGCGGUGCCCCGUGGGCCCGUCGAACGGUCAGGACAUCGAAGCAGUGAAGGAGGCGGAGCUCCCCUUGCAGUCUGGAAGACCUGCCAAGGAAAAAAGAAAAGUUACCGAAGCCUCAAGUGAUGAUUCACAGCCAGGGAUUGACCUGGUAAGAAAGGAAUCAUUAACCAGUUCGGAAUCUUUCCAAACAGUGGAAUGCAGUGAAUUUCAAAAUAUGGCUUUGUUGCAGUCUUUGGCUAAGGAAGGUUUGGUAGAAAGUAUUAAAAGAAGAAUUCAAAUUAAAAAACAUGAAAGUUUAGAAAGCUCACCUCUCAAAAUAACAGAUAAUGAGGCUACGCAAAAUAUUAAGGUUGAAUUCCAAGAUGAACUGUACAAGAGUACUUCAGAAUAUUCUUGUAACAGCUUGUCACCUGGAGUAGAAAAUAAUCUUAUUUUAAAAUUACAUGAGUGCAAUUGUUUUCCCCAUUCCAAGGAUUGUUAUAGUGAAAACAAUGAAAACAACUUUGCACUUAAACCUGAUGGUGGAUGUAUACAUGUAGCAGAAAAUUCCUCGAAGUUAAAGAAAGAAAACCUUAGGAAUCCUUCAGGAAAAAGUGAUGCAAAUAGUAUUCCUACUCUCUUACAAACUGAAGAAAACUUAAUGGGAGUAAAUAACUUACUGCUUGAAGAAAGUGAUUUAUACCAAAGUAAAAAUAAUGGUUUUCAAAGUGAAAAAAAUAAAUAUUUGUCAGAGGAGAGCAAUGGUGGCAGAAAACCCAGAAAAAAGAUGAAGUUGUUUGAUAAAGGAGAACCAGUUAGUGAGAUGGAUUUCUCUAAUAUGUCUAACAAGUCUGAGUUGAUAUUGCAAGAAAACCAAAUGAGUACAGAUGGGAAAGAAGCAGAGACAUUAGAGGCAAGCGAAAGUCCUUUAAAAGGACUUAAUAUACUCUCUCCAAUGGAUCAUUUAUUAAGUCUGCCAGAAACUGCAGGAAGAAAACCAAGUCCUGGACAUCAUGUAAAUGCUAUGUUUCAGAAAACUCUUGAACCAUUUUUGAAAGAAGAAACAACGCCUACCUUAGAGUCCUUAAAUUAUAAAAACAUGGAACCCAAAGAGUAUUCUAAAUCAAUGACAGGCUCUCUAGUGAUAUUGCCUAGUGAUGGCCAUGAUACCGAAAAGAGAUCUUCCCGGGAAGAUUUGAGAGACAAAGGUGAAGAAUCAAAGGUAAGCUGUCGCAGAACAACACCAAUGACUGGUAAAAGAAUUUGGCCUUAUUAUUCAUGUGCUAGAAUAUCUGCCCAGUGUUGGAAAAAGGCUUCCUUGCCAGGCUCAAAUUACUUAUUUCCUGGGUCUCAGGAAAAUUUUGGGCAAGAUGAUUUUCUUAAACACCAAACAACAAACCAAACUCAUUUAACUGACUCCAAAUUUUUGUUACAAAAUUCCUUACCAGAAAAAAAAAUUGAAUCCUCAACUAAAGAAAAACUGGAUUCUAAUUUAAAUUGUUUGUCUUCAGUUUUAGAACCUACUUUGAUGGUUUUAAAGGAACCUAUAAUCAAGAAUGAUAAAAGGAUAAAGUCAGAGGAACUGAGCAGAAAUGGGUCAGAGGUAGUUUCUAAUACUACUGAAGAUACUCAGUUAACUAAUGUGAUUCAGAGCUUAACGGGAAAUAAAAAAAGAGGAAAUUUAACAAAACCUAAUUUGACAAUGGCUUCCCAGGAUGGCCAGGAAGUAAAUAACUCUGCAAGCAAAACUAUCCAUCGCAGAGCCUGCAUUACUAAGCAAACACUUGUGGUUCCAGACUUGGUUAAAAUAUUAAACACAGGACGGCUGACUAAUUUUAAAAUUCCUUUACUUAAGAAUAAGACAGAAAAAAGAAAAAUAAAUGCCAGGUCUUCAGAGAGAGAAGCUUACAGUCCCCUAAAAGUUCUUGACAAUUUAUCUGACUCAGAGGUAAAACAAAAUAGGAAUAAAAAUGUCUCCACAGCAACAUCAGAACGUCAGUCUUUGGGUAUACAAAAUGGUGUGACUCCAGGGCAAGCUAAUUCUGACUCAUUCUACAAUAAGAAUCCCUGUAGUAUUCCUCCAAGCUUUACGAAGCAAGGUGAUGAUGAUAAACCAUCCAAUUAUAUUUCUGAACUAGGCAAUAUUGUUUCCAAUAAGGAACCUGUUUCUUUCAUGAUUGAAAAUAAUACUUUUUCUUGUGGUCCUGGGUUUAUAGAGGAAAGUUCCUUCUGCUCUAAGGAACAAGAAGUAUUUGAACCAAUUUCCUCUGAAAUUAGUGGUAGAAAAAUGACUAAGAGCAUUUCAAAAAUCAAAGUGGAGUUUCCAGAUAUUCUUAAGGCUUAUGAAGAUGAUGUUCUCUUAAUUGAUGUAAUUCAAGAUGACCCAGACCUCUUUGGAGUCUCCAAUGAAGGGGAGCUCUCAUCUGCCUCAGAGAUCCCUAAGAUAAGCCAGGAGCCCAAUGUUGCAGAAGAGCACCACUCAGCAGACUCCAAGCACAUGGAACUUCCAGAAAAAAACCAAUUGGGUGAUUUGAGAGAACUGCCUGUACUGGACCUUGGAAUGACAAAGUCAGAGAUCUGUUCUUCCCUCUUGGCAGCAAAUGAGAUGCAGCAUGAUUCCAAAGGUGCAAGCAUUUCCUUAGAAGUUACUAACGAGACCUCCGAAAACGAAAAACUGGAAGAUCUCGGUGAACAAAUAAAAGUUUCAGACUUGGAUGAAAAGUGUAGAGUUUCAGAUAAGGCGACUAACAAAGAAGAAAAAGAAAGUACUUACGAAGCUUGUAAAAGCACAGAGUCUAGAAAUGCAGAGAUAAUGACUGCUGAAUGUCAAUUAGCAGCACUGGGCACCAAACCUCUGUGCUUAUCAUUGCCUCCUUUGAAUCUGGGUGGUCAAGAAGACAUAAUACCGAAGCCCUGGAUGAAUGAUUUCAGAUUUCCAGGAAAACAUUCUGUCCUAAGGCUGCAGAAUCCUGACACUUGUGAAAUAUUUAAAAGGGAUAAAAAUGCAGGGGUGUUCCAGAAGCCCUUAGGGUUGAUGAUACCCCAUAGAUAUUGCAAGUUUCAUUUUAAUACAUUACGUGGCUGUGAGAGAUUGCAAUGCAAGUUUGCUCAUGUGCCUGAACAAGGGAAUGAAAAGGUUUGCAUGGACGUAUUUAGGAAAUAUAUAAGUAUCAAUGAGCUGUGUUUGCUACAACGUGCAGUAAAUAUAUUUAUGGAAUACUACAGAAAGUUUCCUCCAGGUAUACAUUUUGACUUACAAGUGCUGAAUGAUCUUCUAAUUUCUUUACUCAAACAUUGUUUACUAAAAGAAGUGUUUCAGGUAGUGAACCUCAGCAUAAUGAUUAAAAUGCUGCCUGCUCUGAAAAUAUUACUAAAAAUAUUUGAGCAUGUGGCAACUAUGAAAUUAAGGACUGCUGUACCUGCUUUAGUUGAUAUCUUUUGCAAGCUUGUUGAAGCUGGAAUGAUGCUUGACCCAGAGCACUUUAACUAUAUCGUUAAGCUUUUAUAUCAAGUACAGGCUUCCAAACAAGAAAUAACUGCAGUUCUGGAAAUCAAAUCCAGGUUACAGAAGAGGCAAUUUAAAAAGAACUGGAAGUAUGAUUUAGAUUCAGCCUUGAAUGAAAUAGAGAAUUGUAAAGAAAAAGGUGACUGGACCAAAUUGGGAAAUUUAUACAUUAGUGUAAAAAUGGGCUGUGAAAAAUUUGCAGAUUUCCAGAAAUUUUGUACUUGUAUUGCUGAAACACUCACAAAAGACUGUAAAGAAGAAAGACCAGGUGUUCCUUUUUGUGAAUUUGCUGAAACAGUUAGCAAAGAUCCACAAAAUAGUGAAGUAGAUAAAACUUUGCUGGGAAGAAUUGGAAUCAGUGCUAUGUACUUCUAUCACAAGCUAUUGCAGUGGUCCAAGUUUUCGGCGGACACAACAUCUUUGUAUGUGGUGCUGAGGAUCGAACCCAGGCCACAUGCAUGCCAGGCGAGCGCGCUACCACUUGAGCCACAUCCCCAGCCCCAAGAAGACACUUUCUGAAAACUUUUUUUAGCGAAAAUUCAAGAGUAUAUUUUUAUUUCUUGGGUUAUUAUUUCUUAAGACAUCAAGAUGUCAGUGAAUUUUUGUUAAUUAAAAAUGUUUACCUUAUUUAGAAAAAUUAUCACCUUAUUUAGUAUGAAGCCUAUUUCUUUUAAUGAAGCUUAUUCCUUUUUUAACAUAAAGCAAUAAAUGGCCUGGAGAUGUCACUUAGUGUCAGAGUAUACAUUUAGUAUGCUCAAGGCCCUUUUUCAGUUCCCAGUACUUCAGGAAAAAUGUUGAAAUUAAACUAAAGUUAUCAUGAAAAAAUGUAUUAAUUUAUUCAGUCAAAUUGAAGGUACAUUGACAUCAUUAGUAAGCAUCUGAAUAUAAAAACAAGUGUUGCAAAAUUGUACCUGCAGCCUACUUUCGUGGAGCCCCCAAGCUAAGAAUGUUUUUUUCAUUUUUAAAAGUUAAAAACAACCAUUAAAAAGAAUGUACAAUAGACCAAAUGUGUUCUGCAAAGCCUAAUAUAUUUACUUUGUAGCUGUUUACAGGAAAGUUUUCUAGCUGCUGGUAUAAAAUAAUAAUGUGUGUCCACUUCCUAAUACCCAAAAUGAAGACAGUUUUAUUGUAGAAUAUGUGAAUUUUUUUAUUGAAUUGAGGACUUUUUUCUAACAGUUAUCCUUUUUCCCCCACUAUCACUCUUUAUCUAAAUUUGAUAACAAAAUAUCUUCCUUUAUAUUCUCUCUCCCCGUCAGACUGGUCAACAAAACAGAAGUAAAACUAUAUAAUCAGUAGUUUUCCAAGGAAAGCAUGAAAUCCUUUCAAAUGAGAUUUUGAGAGGAAGCGUAUAUAAAACAGUAGAAAGGAAAACCGCUGAUAAAGGGGGGUGCCCAGUGGUAGUAAGAGGGUAGGUAGUAUAUGACAAAGGCCUGCUUAUUCCACUUCCCUUUCCAUCUUUAGGGCUCAGCAGGAAGGGGCUUCCAGAAUUAGUCUUGGAGCAGUUUGGCAACCAUCAGUCUAGGAUGAUAAAUCAAAAUGGAUAAUUGCCUUCUGCAUGAUUACCAUUGACUUUGUAUCUCUCUAAUACUAUAAUUGAUACUCAAUUAGUGUUCUUUAUUUUCACUCUAGGGAAGGAAGGUCUUAGAUAAACUAUAUGAAUUAAAAAUACAUUUUACAAGUUUAAAAGGACUUACAGGGCCUGAGAAGUUAGCACCAAGAUGUCAGAUUGUGAAUAUUGCAGCAGAAAUUUUUCUAA
Messenger RNA from Marmota monax (woodchuck), 5556 nucleotides. RefSeq names its product testis and ovary specific TOPAZ 1 (gene Topaz1). The record is from RefSeq and is a predicted model, not a curated record. The coding region runs from base 72 to 4319 and encodes 1415 amino acids. The transcript is spliced from 16 exons. Gene Ontology annotation, biological process: spermatocyte division; spermatid development. Lineage: Eukaryota; Metazoa; Chordata; Mammalia; Rodentia; Sciuridae.